Messenger RNA from Exaiptasia diaphana, 2077 nucleotides. RefSeq names its product probable sodium/metabolite cotransporter BASS4, chloroplastic. Gene Ontology annotation, cellular component: chloroplast envelope. The record is from RefSeq and is a predicted model, not a curated record. NCBI's taxonomy places the organism in Eukaryota, Metazoa, Cnidaria, Anthozoa, Actiniaria, Aiptasiidae. Bases 213 to 1430 code for a protein of 405 amino acids. The transcript is spliced from 5 exons.
AGUGGCGUUGGAUGAACGAAGCCCAGCUGAAAAAUAGUCAUCAAAUUUUAUACGAAAACAGUCAAACGAUUAAGUCGACACACUGAUUUAAAAAGUGCUUGGGUCAUUCAUAAGUCCAUAAAAUCACAUAAAAAGAUUUGCCAUUUUGAAAAACGGAAAGGAAUCGUUAUUAUGGUAGUUGGUUAUCGUGGCAGUUUAUUGAGAUUCCUAAGAUGCAACGAAAACUAGGAAAAAGGUACAAAAUGGUGGACCAAAACUGCGCAGCUCACGAUCCAGACAGUUGUAACUGCAUGGCAAGCCCUCAGUCAUGUCUUUUCUCUUUCGCCAAGAAAACCCUGGAAGUCCUCGAUGUUUAUUUCUUGUUUUUCGGAAUGAUAAUCAUCAUUAUAAUCGGCGUUCAGUGGACAAGCACAGGAAUGUUCCUGGGUAAACUUCAAAUGCACCAUGUAUGYAAUGGCCUUUUGUUUUUCACCUUUGGACUUCAGCUGAAAGGCGACSAUAUUUAUGAAGGCUUGAAGGCCUAUAAAGCUAUYAUUUGGAGUCUGAUGGCUAUUCUCUUUAUAACUCCGUCGCUGGGAAUCCAAACUACCAAAACGAUUCACUUUGCGACGCUUUCUGAUGAGAAUAUCUCAACGUUACAUUCUCAUGUUCAGGCUAAUGUGUCUGCAAUUGGACCCACAGAAUUUGCUAUUGGAUUAGAAGUGUUUUUUGGAGUCCCUGCAUCACUCGCCUCCGGCAUAAUACUGGCUGUGAUAUCAGGAGGAAACCUCGCCUUAGCUCUCCUAACAACGCUGAUCACAAAUAUCGUGGGUGUAUUCUCUGUCCCUUCGCUGUUGUCAUGGAUGGGUUCCAUAGAUACUAGUGACGUCACCUACAAGGGAUAUGCCUUGUUGCUGGGAAUAUUUGUGCUUACUGUAAUCCUGCCGACUAUGGUUGGCCAAACAAUUCGUUUACUCCCAAGAUUACCAGAAUUUGUCGACAACAAUCCAAAGCCAAUCCAAUACAUAGUAAUCGUCUUGUUUCUUCUGUCAAUAUGGCCCGUCAUCAGCAAGACAGCCACGGACGACGAUAAAUACAGUAGUAUCGUCGCCACAAACACUAUGGCAAUACUAGGCUUCAUURCAAUCAUGCACAUUAUCUUUCUCCUCUUGAACUGGGUUGCCUGUGGUGUACUCAAGGUCGAACUUCCCCUCAAGAAAACUGUUGUCAUUCUGGCUAGUCACAAAGCCAUUCAAUUCGCACUUACCACAAUUGAGUUCUUUCCAGAAUCGUCAGGAUCGCGGGAUUUGAUGGGAAUUUCUUGUGUUAUAGCGUAUUUAGUUGUUCUAGGAUUCGAUUCGUUGAUUGUUUGCAAGAUAGCGACUGUCGAGGAAGAUCCUUUUGAUCACUUGUUCACCGAGGAAGAGAAAUAUCGAAAGCUGGGUGACUAAUCACAAAGAAAGUGAUGCAUAMACUCCAAUUCUAUUCAUGGACUGUGCCAAUUAAAGUCGUAUUCGCAAUCAUACACUGGAAAAAAUCGCGCACUUUUAAAGGUGGUAAAUUUGAUGUAAAUAUUGAGUAAGUGUCCAAAAUGAUGUAAACUUGAUGUAUCAUUUUGGACACUUACAUAAUGUUUACAUCAAAUUUAYAACCUUUAAAGUGCGCGAUUUUUUUCCAGUGAUAAGGAGAAAGAUAUUAUAAGUGACUGUGGCUAUGAUAAUGACUUUGUUUCAACAGCGUUGUUUUCGUUAUGUUUAUGUGGUUCUUGUUUUGGGUAUUUAGUUAAAUUUAUUUUUCAUAAGAGUUUUUAAAGAAAUGGGAUUUUAAAUUUGGUCAAAAUGGUAACGUGUUGUACCAUCACGUAAAWGCCGCCAUGUUGGAUCUUUCAACAAAAGAAUCGACUCGGGACGCUCGGUUUCAGAAAGUGCUGUCCUGUUCUUUGUUUUUCUAUGGAGAGUCUACAUGAAUCAUGAUGGAURGAGUACAACAAAGAAUUCUAUUCACAAGAUUUUUGUGGAUUUUAUUUUGUAAUUUCAGUCUCGAAAACGUCAUGUCCAUAAAAUGGGUUUUUAAAAAUAAAACACCUUACGUAACACAA